Molecule: messenger RNA, 1350 nt
Organism: Cygnus olor (mute swan)
Lineage: Eukaryota; Metazoa; Chordata; Aves; Anseriformes; Anatidae
Product: sulfotransferase 2B1-like
Exons: 6
Coding region: 1-864 (287 amino acids)
Biological process (GO): sulfation
Cellular component (GO): cytoplasm
Molecular function (GO): sulfotransferase activity
Source: RefSeq, a predicted model, not a curated record
AUGUCGGUUCACUACGUGACGUACAAAGGCAUUAAAUUCCCCCCUGCCUACAACUCUGAGCACAGCUUGAGUUUUGCCCACAACGAGUUCUUGGUGCGGGAUGAUGAUGUCUUCAACGUCACCUACCCCAAGUCUGGCACUGUGUGGAUGACUGAGAUCUUGAGCCUCAUUCGCAGCCGUGGCCACCCCAGCUGGAGCCAAACCGUCCUCAAUUCUGACCGUAUGCCUUGGUUCUCCACCCGUCUGGGCCUGGAGGCAGCCCUCAGCUACCCCUCACCUCGUCUGCUGACUUGCCACCUCCCCAGGCACAUCUUCCCCAAGUCCUUCUCCCAUUCCACUGCCAAGGUUAUUUACACCCUACGGGAUCCUCGAGAUGUCGUUGUCUCCUACUACUACUUCUCCAAGAUGUGCAGCAGCUAUGAGGACCCCAUGUCCUUUGAGCAGUUCCUGAGGGACUUUCUCAGUGGAGAGUUGCCCCAUGGCUCCUGGUUUGAACACGUCCAAGGCUGGAUGGAGAUGAAGGACCAGGAAAAUUUCUUCUUCAUCACCUAUGAAGAGCUGAAACAGGACCUGCAGGGCAGUGUGAGACGCAUCUGCCAGUUCUUGGGACAGGAUUUAGAUGACGAUGCUGUCUCCUCGGUAGUUCGAAAUGCCUCCUUCUCAGCCAUGAGGGAGAACCCCAUGUGCAGCUCCGUCCUGCUCCCUGUGGACAUCAUGGACCAGACUAAGGGCCAGUUCCUGAGGAAGGGCAUCUGCGGGGACUGGAAGAACCAUUUCACAGUGGCACAGAGUGAGACCUUCGACAGGAUCUAUCAGGACAGGAUGCAGGGCCUGAACAUGGCCUUUCCUUGGGACAGACAUUAGGAUCCAGACCUAGCUGAAGCCAGCUGAGCACUGGGUAUAAACCAGCUAUUGGUACCAGGGGUACCUGUGUGCUUUUGUGCCACUCCCUUGGACCCAGGGAUACAAAUGUCUCAAAACCUCAGUGUGCAAGCAGUUAAUUUGCACCCUUUCUGCUUGGGGAUUGAACCUCCUGAGUUGUACAUCUCUUGUCUGUUCCAUCCCUCAACCCUUUUUGGCCUUGGGAUAAGCUCUGGGCACCCUCCAGGGUAGGACACAUCUCCCUGCCCUCCAACACAUUACUCUCCUGCUGCUAGAGGAGGGUAGCACACCCGUGAGAGCACACAGGUGAAACAUGUCCUAUCCAUAGGGCACAAACCAGGUCAGCUUGUUCAGUAGCUGCAGCCAGCUGAGAUGUUUCCCUGGGACUUCUCACUGAACGCGCUGUGUUCACUUCCAGGGUCAGUUACUCAAACUCCUUUUCCAGCAGGAGAAGAGCCCAAAGAAAAC